Carassius auratus (goldfish) is the source of this 9440-nucleotide messenger RNA. It is a transcript of the gene ranbp2, whose product is annotated as RAN binding protein 2. Lineage: Eukaryota; Metazoa; Chordata; Actinopteri; Cypriniformes; Cyprinidae. The record is from RefSeq and is a predicted model, not a curated record. Gene Ontology annotation, biological process: protein folding; protein peptidyl-prolyl isomerization; intracellular transport. Gene Ontology annotation, cellular component: nuclear pore; cytoplasm. Bases 128 to 9181 code for a protein of 3017 amino acids. The transcript has 28 exons. Gene Ontology annotation, molecular function: peptidyl-prolyl cis-trans isomerase activity; GTPase activator activity; protein binding.
AAGAAGACAGAGCGGAUGUUCCGCCAUUUACGCGAUCGUGCGGAAUUCGCGCGUGCAGGAGCCGGUGAUCCGCGCUUCAAUGAUCAACUUCUAAAGCAGAGUUUGCGAAGAGUUUGUUACAGCAGUCAUGAGACGGAGUAAAGCUGAUGUGGAGCGCUACAUCUCUUCAGUCCAGAACGCGUCUCCAUCACAGAAAACGAAGACACUCAAAGGAUUUCUGUUUGCUAAGCUCUACUUCGAGGCUAAGGAGUAUGAGCUGGCUAAAAGACAUGUCUCCGAGUAUCUGACCGUCCAGCCCAAGGAUCCUAAAGCACACAAGUUCCUCGGUCAGCUGUUUGAGCGUGACGGAGAAACAGACAAAGCUGUGGGAUGCUACAAGCGCUCGGUGGAUCUGAAUCCGGCUCAGCACGAUCUGGUUCUGAAGGUGGCUGAGCUACUGUGCAGUAAACCCCAGCAUGACAGUCGAGCUGAGUUCUGGGUGGAGAAAGCGGCCAGGCUUCUGCCAGGACACCCGGCCGUCUUCAAUCUGAGGGAGAAGCUUCUGAGUGCUCAGAGUGGCUCUAACCAGCUGUACGAGCUGCUGCAGGCGGAGCUGAAACUGCGGCCCACCGACACCUACAUCAACCAGAAGCUGGUGCAGCUCUACAGCGCAGAGGGCCGGCUCGAGGACGCCGUCAAACACUGCCUCGCCGUGGAGAAGACCGGCAUCCUGAGACACUGUCUGGAGUGGUACCAGCUGUUGGUCAGCACCCUGCAGGAGUACCUGUGUCAGCCGAGUGUGUCGUCGAACGAACAGGCGUCACGCAAGUUUCACAAAGAGCUGCUGCUGGCUCAGUGCAGCCGAGUGAGACUGACGCUGACACUGAAGGACUGUGAGGAGAGCACCGCUGCCCUCUGGAGUUUUGACUGUGCCAUGCAGGAUCUGAAGAACACGGCCACAAACAGGAAGGAUGAGCUGGCGGAGGUGUUCACGGAGAUGAGGGCGCACCUGUACCUGUACGCCGGGACACUGCUGCUGAAGAGAGCCCAGGACGGGCCGCAGCAGUGGAGGACCGUGCUGGAUCUGGCUGCUCUCUGUUAUCUCAUAUCUUAUCAGGCUCCCAGACCCAAAGCCAGGAGCCUGAAGAGUGAGCAGGUGUCCCAUGAGCCUCUGGAGCUGCUGGCCUGUGAUCGUCAGAGUCAGGCGGGUCACAUGCUGCUGAACCUGAGCCAGGACGUGGAGCAGCUGCUGAAGGAUGUGGUGGAGUCGUUCGGGAACCGGAGUGGCCCGGGUCAUCUGUUUGAUCAGCUGUUCGGUGCACAGAUACAGGAGCAGCACUCCUUCAUCUGUAACGAUGACAUCCAUGUACUCAGCGUACACGCGCCCAAAGCCGCUGAUCUGGCCAAGUGGGACAGUGGAGCGGUGAUGCUGCACGCGGGUGAUCUGCAGCAGCUGGUGUGGCUCGGCCUGCAGUGGGCGCUAAUGGGUCAAAGCGUGAGUCUGCAGGACUGGCUCAAGCAGCUCUUCCCUCGCCUCACGCUCGAGACCUCAAAACUGGACACCAACGCACCAGAAUCCAUCUGCCUGCUGGACCUGGAGGUGUUCGUGAGCGGUGUGGUGUUCUGCAGUCAGACACAGCUGCAGGAGCGGGUGAAGAUGACGUCCUGCUCUCAGCCGCUCGAGCCUCGCUGUCUGCCGCUGCACAUCAUGAAGCUGCUGUCGUCUGACAGACAGAGAGAGUGGUGGGACGCCGUCUACAGCCUGAUCCACAAGAGAGCGCAGCCCGGGACGUCUGCUAAACUGCGUCUGGUCGUGCAGCACGGUCUGGGCACGCUGCGUGCCGGAGAGAAACACGGCCUUCAGCCGGCUCUGCUCAUACACUGGGCUAAACACCUGACUGACAUGGCCGAGCGGGGGAACUCUUACUACGAUCAGAAGGAGUAUGCUGGACGCAGUGUGCACUACUGGAAGGUUGUGCUCCCCCUGCUGGAGAAGGUGCGACACAAACGCAGCAUCCCUGAACCCCUGCAGCCCAUGUUCAUGCACUUCCAGAGCAAAGACAUACAGCCUUCUCAGGUGCGAGUCUAUGAGGAAGAUGCCACCAUAAGCUUCGCCACACUCCUUGACAUCGAGGGCAACACUGAGGAGGCAAUCUCAAAGCUGGAGCAGCUCAACAGCCUCUCGUCUAACUGGCAUCUGGCGAAGAUCUAUCAGAGGCUGUCAGAGGAGGCAGGAAACGGGCUUGAGGAGACUCAGGGCAGGUGCACCGACUUCCUCCUGAAGUUCAGGAAGUACUUGACUCAGAUUUAUCAGGCCAGUGCCGAGGAUUUGGAGAAGUUGCCUGUAUCGAUGGAGGAGGUGAUGGAUUUGUUGAACGAGGUCAACCAGCAGCUUGUUGGUGAGGUGGAUGAAGAUCAGCUGGAAUAUCCUGUGACAUCCAGUCCCGGUCAGCCCACUGAAGGACAUGUUAAAUUCUCCACCCCUUCCUCAUCCAAGAGUGUCACGUCACCAUCCAAAAGAUCUGUGUUCUCCCCCAAAACACCACCUCACUGGGUGGAGGACCAGAAGUCACUGCUGCAGAUGUUAUGCCAGCAGGUCGAGGCCUUGAAGAAUGAGGUUCAUGACCUGCGUCAUAAUUCUCCAGAUGCCACAGCAUCCUCAUAUAGGAUGUAUAGAGACAACUAUGCUGCAGAAGGACUUCAGGAAACAUUUCCUGCAGCGCAGACGUUCCACGGUGUUCCUCUCACUGUUGCUACUACAGGUCCCUCUGUGUACUACAACCAGUCUCCAGCAUAUAAUUCACAGUAUCUUCUACGCACUGCUGCAAAUGUUACACCAACAAAGGGCCCAGUAUAUGGGAUGAAUCGUCUUCCUCCACAGCAGCAUAUGUAUGCCUACCAACAAUCAACACAUACCCCACCUCUUCAGUCAACACCCGCAUGCAUGUAUCCUCAAGAGCAAGUCUUCGGUCCUCCCAUCCGGUUUGAGUCACCAGCUACAUCCUUACUCUCCCCAUACAGUGAGGAGUAUUAUGGUCACAACGUUCCUCAGCCCACAGUCAAUCCAACGUUGCCAGAGCCUGGAUAUUUCACUAAGCCAUGUCCUGUUACAUCCACACAGUCAACCAGGAGCACUGAAAGCAAGGCUGUCGACCCCAAAAUUAGUUUUGGGCCGCAGUUCACAGGUGAACCUGCUAAGGUUCCCAACUUUGGAGGAGUAGCUGCCGGCCCAACAACAACAUCCUCAACAGCAUUCAAGUUCAACUCCAAUUUCAAGUCCAAUGAUGGUGAUUUCACCUUCUCUUCUGCUCAAGUUAAAAAUAGUGAAAGCCUCUUGGGACUUCUGACAUCAGAUAUUCCUCCCAAAGCUGAGGUUUCGUCAGAACCAAAACAUCAGACCCAAGACCAGCUGCCUAGCCAGAAAGAAGUCUUUACCUUUGGGAGUAAAAGUGCAGCAGGAUUUUCAUUCACUGAUGGUGCUCCGAACAAGAUGAGUAUUUUUGGCAACACCGAUCAAAGAUUUAGUUUUACAAGUGGAACCAAGACAACAUUAGGGAAUUCAGAGGCUCGGGAAGAGAAAAGUGGUGAAAGCGACAAUGAUGGCACCCAUGUGGAAGAAGAUGAGGAUGGGCCUCAUUUUGAGCCCAUUGUGCCUCUACCUGAUAAGGUCGAUGUGAAAACUGGUGAGGAGGAGGAGGAGGAGAUGUUCUGCAAGAGAGCAAAACUCUUCCGAUUUGAUUCUGAGACUAAAGAAUGGAAAGAGAGGGGCAUUGGCAGUAUCAAAAUCCUCAAACACAAAAGCUCCGGGAAAGUUCGUCUGUUAAUGAGGAGGGAGCAGGUUCUGAAAAUCUGCGCCAAUCACUAUAUCACUGCUGAUAUGGUCCUCAAACCAAAUGCUGGAUCUGACAAAUCCUGGGUGUGGUACGCUAUGGACUAUGCAGAUGAAAUGCCAAAGACUGAGCAGUUGGCCAUUCGUUUUAAAACCGCAGACGAGGCAACACUGUUUAAAGUUAAAUUUGAGGAAGCUCAAAAGUUCCUUUCGGAAUCCCCACAAGGACAACAGACUGAAAAGAAAAGCGAAACUCCAAAGCCUCAGGUUUCAUCCAAAGAAGUGGAUCUCAAAACCCUGUUUUCCAAGAAGGCGGGUGAAUGGGAUUGUGACGUGUGCUGUGUAAGAAACGCUCCCACGUCUGCGGUAUGUGUGGCCUGCAACAGUGCAGCUCCUUCUACAGCACAAGUCAAACCUGUAGAGGAGCCCAAAGGCUCUGGGCCUGUGGCUCCUCCUGCCAAAUUGUUUUCUUUUGGACUUUCUGGAGAUUCUGCUAAAAGUGCCACCAGCACUGAUAUCUGCUCGAAGGGCUUCACGUUUGGAUCGGCUUCUUUUAAGUUUGGAUCAAACGAUGCUGUGGAGACAUCUGCUGGCUUUGGAGCUCAGGCUGAGAAGAAUACAAGUCAGACUGAUGCACCACAGCGAGAGAAAGUGUCAGCAGCUCCAGCAGUCCCAUUUGGCACUGGAUUUGGUGCGGUGGACACAUCUACUGGCUUUGGAGCUCAGGCUGAGAAGAAAACAAGUCAGGCUGAUGCACCACAGCGAGAGAAAGUGUCAACAGCUCCAGCAGUCCCAUUUGGCACUGGAUUUGGUGCGGUGGACACAUCUACUGGCUUUGGAGCUCAGGCUGAGAAGAAAACAAGUCAGGCUGAUGCACCACAGCGAGAGAAAGUGUCAGCAGCUCCAGCAGUCCCAUUUGGCACUGGAUUUGGUGCUCAGUUUGCCAAGAAAGAUGGUCAGUGGGACUGUGACUCCUGCCUAGUGAGGAAUGAUGCCUCGGCAACUGAAUGCGUUUCUUGCAAAGCCCCCUGCAGCACUGUAAAAACUAAUGCAGCAUCGAAAGGUGGGCUAGCUGCCAUGUUUGGUAAAAAAGCUGGUCAGUGGGAUUGUGACACUUGCCUGGUAAGAAAUGAAGGUUCAUCUAGUCAUUGUGUUUCAUGCCAGACAGCAAACCCAAAUAUGAAAAACAAGACCUCUGCUGCACCAUCAAGUUCCUCUUUUACCUUCAGUUUUGGUAGUUCUAGCAGCCAACCUGCUGCGACAGGAUUUAAAGCCAAUUUCAAUCCAGGCCCUGCUUUUCAGUUCGGCACAAGUAAGGAAAAAACAUCCUUAGAAGCCUUCAAGUUUGAGUCCUCCACAACUGAAGCUGAAAAGUCAUCAGGCAGUUCCACUUUUGCGUUUUCCAUGCCGACGCCUGUUGGCGGAUUUAAGUUUGGCAUUGCAGAAUCUGAGGCAAAACCAUCAGACGGACAGUCCCAAAAUGGAUCUGCAUCUGGCCUCCUCAAAAAUAUUGCUGCGCAUCACAAAGAGAAAGAGAAUGAAAAAGAGGCAGCCCCAAGUUCCUCAGAACAGUCUGUAGACUCUGAUAGUCAAGAUAAUAAUCCCCUCUUUACUGGUAAGCCUAACACCUUUAGUUUCGCUGACUUGGCAAAGACACAAGGCAGUUUUCAGUUUGGCCAGGAGGAUCCCACUUUCAAAGGCUUUGCAGGGGCUGGCGAGCCUCUCUUUACAGGGUUGUAUCCUGGGCCCAAGGCCGACACCUCUGUCGAUCAAGAUGAUGAAAUGUACAAAACUGAGGAGAAUGACAAUAUUCAGUUUGAGCCUGUUGUUCAGAUGCCAGAGAAGGUCGACCUUGUUACAGGUGAAGAAGAUGAGAAAGUCUUGUAUUCACAGCGUGUCAAACUCUUCAGAUUUGAUACAGAAACAAACCAAUGGAAAGAAAGAGGAGUCGGCAACCUAAAACUGCUCAAGAAUAACCAGAACGGGAGACUGCGAGUUCUUAUGAGGAGAGAGCAGGUGUUGAAAGUGUGUGCUAAUCAUUGGAUCACAACCACAAUGAACUUAAAGCCCCUCUCAGGCUCGGAUCGAGCCUGGAUGUGGUUGGCCAGUGACUUCUCAGAUGGAGAUGCCAAAUUAGAACAACUUGCGGCAAAAUUCAAAACACCUGAGCUUGCAGAAGAAUUCAAGCUGAAAUUUGAGGAGAGUCAGAGACUGCUUUUGGAUAUUCCUUUGCAGACCCCUCACAAGCUCACAAACACUGGAAGAACAGCCCAUCUUAUACAGAAAGCUGAAGAAAUGAAAUCUGGACUUAAGGACCUCAAAUCAUUCUUGACUUCCCAAAACAAGGACGAUGAAAGUGCCGAUACAAGUCAUAGUACUUCUGCAGUUGUAGUUAAGCUCGACUCUGAGGGCACUGCACACACUUUAGAAUGGGAUAAUUACGAUUUGCAUGAGGAAGUGCACAAGGACUAUGGCAGCUCCUCUGUGCGUGAUACUCCUUUGCAGCCAGAUCCAGUUGCUAAAAAUUUAUUCCGCUUUGGCGAGUCGUCCUCAGGGUUUAGUUUCUGUUUUCAGCCUAUUCUCAGUCCCUCUAAGUCCCCAUCUAAGCUAAACCAGAGCCAGGCUUCCAUUGGCACAGAUGAUGAGCAAGAAGUGUCUCAGGAGGAAGAGCGAGAUGGUCAGUACUUUGAGCCUGUUGUGCCACUGCCUGAUCUUGUUGAGGUCUCAACCGGAGAGGAGAACGAGCAAGUCCUUUUCAGUCACCGGGCCAAAUUAUACCGCUACGAUAAAGAUCUUAAUCAGUGGAAGGAACGAGGUAUAGGAGACCUUAAAAUACUACAGCACUAUGAAACUAAGCGUGUUAGACUUGUGAUGAGGCGGGACCAGGUCCUCAAACUGUGUGCGAACCAUUGGAUUGUUUCCAAUAUGAAGCUUGAGCCCAUGAAAGGAGCCGAGAAAGCGUGGAUCUGGAGUGCCUUUGAUUUUGCUGAGGGGCAGGGCAAGGUGGAACAGCUGGCAGUUCGAUUUAAACUGCAGGAAACCGCAAAUGCUUUCAGUGAAAUUUUCGAAGAGGCAAAGACUGCCCAAGAAAAAGACACUCUACUGACCCCGUUUUCUGCAAAACUACCUGCCUCCACCCAGGAGAUGCUUUGUGGCAAGGCUGCAGUUGCUGUACUUGAGGAAACAACAAAAGAACGUACUGGAAUCUCUGAAGAAAGCAGUCCUAAACUGGAUCAGACACCUCAAAGCACCAAGAAUGUGGUCUCUCCUCCAAAGUUCGUCUUUGGUUCAGACUCUGUGCAGAAGAUUUUUGGAAGCCCUUCGCCAUCAAAAGACAAAUCUCUGGUUGUGAUUUCUAGUUUAGAAGACGAGGAAGCGGGUGCCUCGAGACUGAAAACCUCUGGAGCAGCAGUGGCCAGCCAGUCAUCGGUCCAGACUCCUUUCAGCAUACCAACAAGAAGUUUGGAUUUUAGGCUUUUCAAAAAUAAUCCUAUGGCUUUUUGGACCUGUACAUCAGCCAACCAGUCUGAAGCCCGAGUUUACUCUCCGUCAGAGAAGAAGAGCGCUCAAGACGUGUCUGAUGAUGAUAUUGAGAUCGUAUUUGAGUGUAAACCAACGAGAGCGCAAGCAGAGCUGGCCGCCAGACUGAUGCUUCCUCCUACCUUCUUCUGUUACAAAAACAGUCCAGGAUACAUCAGUGACGAAGACAGCGAUGAUGAGGAUUUUGAGAGCGCAGUGAGGAAUCUGAAGGGGAAGCUGUAUGUGGAUGGAGCUGAUGGAGCGUCUGAUCAUGACUCGGAGGUCACUCUGGUGUGGGAGAAGCGGCCGACAGCAGACGAGGAGCAGAGAGCCAGACGCCUCCUCCUGCCUCCCACCUUCCUGUGCGGCGUCAGCAGCGACUCUGAAGCAGAGGCAGAGAAACUGGACGACUUCAGCACUGAGGUCCAGAAGGUACAGCAGGCCCAGGUGAAGCCCGUCCGCUGGGAGUCCGGACCGCAGGAGAUCAGCGUUUCUUCAUCAGCUCCUCAGGACACACAGGUGAAGCCCGUCCGCUGGGAGUCUGGACCGCAGGAGAUCAGCGGUUCUUCAUCAGCUCCUCAGGACACACAGGUGAAGCCCGAGCCGAGCGACGGCGGAGCAGAGGAGCGUCAGACUGAUGGCAGCCGUCCCAUCGAUCUCUCCACCAAGAGAAGCAGUGAGAGCGACUCCAGCACAGCUACAGCUCUCUCUUUCGGAUUCACAUCUGCCGCUGGGUUUUCAUUUGCAGAACUCGCUAAGACUUCAGGGGAAUUUGCUUUUGGUAAAAAAGAUGCUGGUUUCUCGUGGUCCGGCGCAGGAGCCUCAGUCUUCGGGAGCGCAGCGGCUCAAACUAAAGAAGCAGAAGAGGAGGACAGCGAUGAUGAGACGCCCCACAGUGACGAGAUCCACUUUGAGCCGAUCGUGUCCCUGCCCGAGGUGGAGGUGAGGUCCGGUGAGGAGGACGAGGAGAUCCUGUUCAAAGAGAGAGCCAAACUCUACCGCUGGGACCGCGAGCUCAACCAGUGGAAGGAGCGCGGCGUGGGAGACAUCAAGAUCCUCUUCCACCCCGAGAAGAAGAGCUAUCGCCUGCUGAUGAGACGAGAGCAGGUGCUCAAAGUGUGCGCCAACCACACCAUCAGCCCCGGCAUCGAGCUCAAGCCCAUGAACACCUCGGCUAACGCUCUGGUGUGGACCGCCACCGACUACUCCGAGGGAGAUGGGAAGGUGGAGCAGCUGGCAGCUAAGUUCAAGACUCCGGAGCUGGCCGAGUCCUUCAGACGAGCGUUCACAGACACACAGACCCGCAUGUCUCAGACGGACGCCGCUCAGACGUCUGCCGCAGAGGCGCUGUCUCGAGACUCCAACCCUGUGGUGUUCUUCGACAUCUCCAUCGAUGAGGAGCAUGCUGGGAGAGUGGUCAUGGAGCUCUUCGCUCACAUCGUGCCCCGGACGGCGGAGAACUUCCGAGCUCUGUGUACGGGAGAGAAGGGCUUCGGUUACCGCCGCUCCGUCUUCCACAGGAUCAUCCCAGACUUCAUGUGUCAGGGCGGUGAUUUCACCAGUCAUGAUGGGACGGGGGGGAGGUCUAUCUACGGAGGUAAGUUUGAGGACGAGAGCUUCGAGGUGAGGCACACAGGACCCGGCCUGCUGUCCAUGGCCAACCGCGGCAGAGACACCAACAACUCUCAGUUCUUCAUCACGCUCAAGAAAGCAGAGCACCUGGACUUCAAGCACGUGGCCUUCGGAUUCGUCAAAGACGGCAUGGAUGUGGUGAGGAGGAUGGGAGAGCUGGGCACUAAAGACGGGAAGCCCACGCACACCAUCAGCAUCUCCGAGUGUGGACAGAUCCUGUGAGCUCCUGCUCAACGCUCCUGUAAAUCGGCUUGUUUUAUUAUUGUUUCUGUGCUAAUAAAGGUGAUCUGCUAAUUGUCAAAGUGAAUAAGAAAAUCUUUAUUUUAUUACUGAAUGUGUUCACCCCAGAGAUUCCUCCUAGAAUUGGACAGAAAAAGACUUCCUCUGUUAAAUGUGUGUAUUUGAAGAUCGCUUCACACAAACACUGCCGUGUUUCUUUCCACUUCAAGAACAUAAAAUAAACGUCAGACGUUGAGUUUCA